This is a messenger RNA of Echinops telfairi (small Madagascar hedgehog), 972 nucleotides long. RefSeq names its product olfactory receptor 11L1. The transcript has a single exon. The coding region runs from base 1 to 972 and encodes 323 amino acids. Gene Ontology annotation, molecular function: olfactory receptor activity; G protein-coupled receptor activity. Gene Ontology annotation, biological process: G protein-coupled receptor signaling pathway. NCBI's taxonomy places the organism in Eukaryota, Metazoa, Chordata, Mammalia, Afrosoricida, Tenrecidae. The record is from RefSeq and is a predicted model, not a curated record. Gene Ontology annotation, cellular component: membrane.
AUGGAACCCAAGAAUGUAUCCACUGUCACAGAAUUUCAGCUGCUGGGAUUCCAGAAUCUUCUUGAAUGGCAAACACUGCUCUUUGCUGUUUUUCUGAUCAUUUACUUCUUUACAGUCAUGGGGAAUGUUGUCAUCAUUGCCGUGGUGAACCAGGACCAGCGACUACAUCUACCUAUGUAUUCAUUCCUCAAGCACCUGUCUUUUCUGGAAAUCUGGUAUACCUCCACCACUGUGCCACUUCUCUUAGCCAACUUACUGUCCUGGGGCCAAGUCAUCUCCUUCUCUGCAUGUAUGACCCAGCUUUAUUUUUUUGUCUUCUUUGGGGCGACUGAGUGCUUUCUUCUUGCCAUGAUGGCCUAUGACCGAUACCUGGCUAUCUGCAGCCCACUCCACUAUUCUUUCCUGAUGAGUUCUGAAAUCUGCACCAAGUUGGUAGCCAUUUCUUGGUUGACAGGGGUCGGAACAGGUUUACUUCCUUCCUUGAUGAUUUCCAAAUUGGACUUCUGUGGACCCAACCGGAUCAACCAUUUCUUUUGUGACCUCCCUCCCCUUAUGCAGCUGUCGUGUUCCAGCAUUUAUGUCACUGAGUUGGUCAUUUUCUUCCUGUCAAUUGCUGUGUUGUGCAUUUGCUUUUUUCUCACACUUGUGUCCUAUGUUUUUAUUGUAUCUUCCAUAUUAAGAAUUCCUUCCGCCUCUGGCAGGAUGAAGACGUUUUCGACAUGUGGAUCCCAUUUGGUUGUUGUCACUAUCUACUAUGGGACCAUGAUUUCCAUGUAUGUCCGCCCCAAUGCCCACUUGUCGCCUGAAGUCAACAAGAUUAUUUCGGUCUUCUACACUGUUAUCACUCCACUACUUAACCCUGUCAUUUAUAGCUUGAGGAAUAAAGAUUUUAAAGAGGCUGUUAGAAAAGUCAUAAGAAGAAAGUGUGGCAUGUAUGCAGUAAGAGUCAAAGGAAGUGUCUUUAUUCGGUAA